Messenger RNA from Rhopalosiphum maidis (corn leaf aphid), 961 nucleotides. Its product is annotated as homeobox protein MSX-1. Gene Ontology annotation, molecular function: DNA-binding transcription factor activity, RNA polymerase II-specific; RNA polymerase II transcription regulatory region sequence-specific DNA binding. NCBI's taxonomy places the organism in Eukaryota, Metazoa, Arthropoda, Insecta, Hemiptera, Aphididae. Gene Ontology annotation, biological process: embryonic morphogenesis; regulation of transcription by RNA polymerase II. The transcript has 4 exons. Bases 119 to 775 code for a protein of 218 amino acids. The record is from RefSeq and is a predicted model, not a curated record. Gene Ontology annotation, cellular component: nucleus.
CGGUCAGUAGCCAUCUAGACCGUCACCGACAAACAGUCUCCGCGGGACUCGCCACAGCCGCUACCAGUCACCGCGAUAACACGCGCGUCAACCAGAUUUUUUCGUGCCCACUGGUUUCAUGUCACCCAAUACUCACGGACCAAUACCUCAAAUUUUAUCGAAAAUCCCGGAAUCUGAAACUACAGUAAUGAACUUAAACACCUCAGAACGGCCCGAAAAUGAUAAAGUUUUAAAAACACACAACGAUGAUGAUCAAAGAAGAAAACCAAUGUUUUUAUUUAGCGUGGAUUAUAUAUUGAAUAAAGCUGGAGAAACGAAUGCCGAAGACGAUACUGAACAACAAAAUAAAAAACAUUUUGACUGGUUGUAUUGUACACGAUUCAAGCCUCCAAAACUCGACAGGAUAAAAAGGAAGGAUGGGCAACAUAGACAGAAACGGAGACCAGGACGUAAUCCGAGAAUACCAUUUACAACUCAACAAGUUACAGUAUUGGAACAUGAAUUCCGGCGGAGCGCAUAUUUAGGAGGAACUAACGACGUACAUGUAUUGUCUGAUAGAUUACGACUAUCGGAAAGCAGAAUAAAAAUAUGGUUUCAAAACCGUAGGGCCAGAGAACGUAGAGAUCAUCACAGUGGAAGUUUAUCUGGAUCAUCUAGUACCAACACUACUAACUAUUCUUCUCAACAACAACGACUCCCAAUAUCAUCUACGUCUGCAUUCAAACCAUUGAUGCCAUCACACACUUAUGUUGAAGGAAAUGAUUCUUCGUCUUGAAAAUCGAACUUAUAAAAUAUAUCUUAGCAAACAUAAUUAAUUUAAAAUUGUAAAAUGUUCCCUGCAAACUUUACAUAAAAUAUUAGUUUGUAUCAUUUUAAUGUAAUGUGAUUUAUAUAUAAUUUCAAUUUUUUUCAAUAGCUCAGCUUCUUAUACGUUGUAUUGACUAUUGUUUUAAAUUACGUA